ACUUAGGCCAGACAAAACACUCACAUUCAGGUGCCUGGGAGCAGGUGACCGAGUCAUGCCCGUGUAGCUAUGGACGCCCACGGGAGUUUACCUGGGGAGGAGGUGGUGCUGCUAACCUGCAGGGUACCCCAUACCCUACGCGGGCGGUGCUGGUGGUGGGUGGGGGGGCGGGUGUUCGUGGUCGCCACCCACAGCGGGGUGUGUACAGGGCUCUCUCUGGCGUCACCUUCCAGGACUUGGAUAUCUACCUGCGUCAGGAGUCGUCGUGUAACGAGACGCUGCUGGUGACGGAGGAGGACGAGGGACUGGACUCUCUGGAGAGCCACGCUCAUACCCUCACGCCCUCGCCUGACCCCGCCCAGCGUGGGAUGGGCGUCGGCGACCAGGCUGGUCAUGCAGAGGGCGGGUACUUCAGCCUGGAAAGAUGCCUGAGUGAUGAAGACGCAGCUCACUUACAAGACUCGCUGGAAAAUUUAAGACAUCGACCCCCACCCCCGCCCGUAGUACCGCACCACCACCCACACCCGCCCACAGUACAACACCACCACCCACUGCCGCCCAACUACUCACACCCAUAUACUUCCUAUCAACACCAUAAGGUGCCAGACCAAGGCUAUAGACCCAUGGCCACCUAUGUUAACCCAGGCUUCCAGCAGCAACAUACCUACGUGGCCCCUCAUCAGUGUUGUGAGUACCCAGCAGGAGACCAGGACUAUCUCGCCGUGGGCAGGAACUAUCCAACCAGCUGUAGUCAGUAUCCAUCCAAAGAAGACUAUUCGCAUAGCGUUGUAUAUCCACAAAGAGAUAAUUAUCAUGCAGUGGAGGAUACAAUGUGUAGGAUUGUCUACGAUCGUCAGGUAAGAGACGUUUAUCCUGCACAUGCAUCCUACCCACCUAGGGAAACUUACCCUCAGAAAACAGGGUAUUUGUACCCCGAGUACCCACACAGGGGCCACCCGUCAUGCAUAGCUCAAGAGACCGCAGAGAAAGAGGAAGAAGCCGCACGAAAAGCAAGUGUCCUCAGUGCUGAUUCCUUGGAGGAUCUUCCUCUGAGUCCGAUCUCUCCGGUCUCCCCUCCGCCGCCGGUCGAAGGCCGCAGGAUCUGUUGUUACAAAGACUCUUUGGAGGACGUGCGGCCGCGCCUUGUGAGUGAACUCAGGCAAUUCUUCGAGCGCCGGAAGUCCACUACAAGCAACAGCAGCCCAGAAUCUGAGAGCCUCCAGGAAAGUAGAGCAGAAGAGGAGGAGGAGGAAACUAAAGACUCAGAUGAUCAACAGAAGAAAGAUUGUAAGGAAGUUCAAGUGGACCUCGGUAGCUCUGUCAACACCGACAAGAACACUUCUGAAAGUAGCGGUACAACAGAUGAACCAAGUUCUGCUGAGGAAGACGAGGUUGCAUCAGCACAGGAAUCCUCUUCGGAAGACCCAACGAAAGGUUUAUAUGAGGAAGAGAGUGAUGCUACGUCACCUGUGGUCAAACCUGGUGUGGGAGACGUGGCCUUCCUGAGGGCCACUAUAGACACUCCUCAGGCGCUUCUGACUUCAACCAGACUUGUGCAGGCUACUCUUAAACCUGCCGCCAAGGCAACCACUUUCUUUAUUAGUUUAGGGAGCAAGUUCAAAGUUCCAGACUUCGAAACUUCAAAGUUAGAGUCAAAAGAAAACAAAAUGGUAGUAAAAACCGAGAUCAAAGAAACCUCGCCAUGUUCUUCGAGUGAUAAAGAUUCAAACGAGACCACAGAAGAAGAAAUAUUAUAUUACACAGACUCCAGUGACCCGGCAGACUACCAGGAGUCACGGUUAAUUCUUCGUCACUUCGUCUCCAAUUGGGAGAGCGAAUCACCUCCUCCCGACAACGAUUCUGACAUUGACGAAUUCUUCUUGGUGCUCGAUUCCACAGGCGGAAGGGGUAACUUUUCCUUCCCAUCGGGAAGUUCUUCAAUGAUAUCUUCACUGGGCAGUUCUUUGUCCGACCAAAAGUCUGAUACUAACCAUUCCAACGACCAAGACUCUUACGACGAUGGGAACUUGGCCGACAUUGGCGAGCCAGAUACUACGUCUAGCUCAGGACUGAGUCCGGUUCUGGAAUCUACUACUGACGAGAGUUCGCCGCAGACGCCAGACGUGUUAGACCCACCUGAGGAGAAGGAUAGCUUCUUGGACACUCCUCCCCACAAAGUUAUUGUGAAGCCUUUUUUAGGAUUAGGUAAGGGCAGUGCUCGCGAGUCUCACGCGAGUGCUGUCCUGAGUAAUCAGUACUCACAUCUGCGUUCCCAGACGCGACUCUUGUCCACUAAGGAGGAGCCUCGCGCCAGGUACACACCUGAGACCAUCACUUCCACCAUCAUCUGUGGCAGUGAUGACCACCGCUGUCGUCUUAGUCACGGCAUCAACAAUAUUAACUCAUUACUCACCCCAGAAGUUACUAACCUGCCUGCAGCAGCUGCUUGUAACUUAGUGUGGGUGUCCUCUCCGUCCAGUGAGAAUGAGGCGUCCAGUGAGACCCUCCACUGUCCAGAUGAUGUCACAUCAGUAAGCUCCAGGGACACUUUGUGCUCCCAUGACAUGAGUGUCAGCGUAGCUUCCGAUAUGAGUGUGUCAGGGGUAGUCAUCAAGCAAAAUGAUGAUGUGGGGCAGAUAUCGGGCGUGAGUGCGGCUGAGUGUAUUCAGCGAGGCAGUUCACACCCGUUGGGCAAUUACGCAAAUCCACAGUAUAAAUGUGAAAAUGAGGUCGCAGGUGUCAGUCGGUGGAGUAGUGUCGGUGGAGCCACAACCUCUGCUGCUGACCCAAGUUUGGCUGCCCUCACCCCAGCUCUCUCCACUUUCGAUUUCACUUCCGAGGCCCAACUUAGCCCUGACCUUGAAGCACUGGCCACUCUGAUAGCUGAGCGCAUUAUGAAUGGCACCUUGCCAGUGACCACUGUCGGUGAGAGUGACUCAGGAGGACACGGAACUUUGCAGAUCAGCAGUGCCAGCCAGAGUGUCUUCGAAGGACAUGGCAUCAUUCCCAAGAGCAGUGAGAGCGGCUUUGGUGGUGCCCACACUGUUGUUAGCAACCGUGGCAUGACUAGGUCAGUUGGUAUCAGUGGCAGCCACAGCUCUGACCAGCCGCCCCGUCACUUACAGACUCACCCUUGUACAACCACCGCUUACACUUGUGCUGCUGCUGCAAGUACUAGUGAAAGUGAAUCCACCGCCGCUUCCACCACCAGUAUGAGCAGUGAAGUGUCCGAGAGCAGUAGGAACAGGCGAGGAGAGGCAGUGUGUCGCACCGCUGUAGGUAAGAGUGCCCUUAACACGUGCCAGGAAAACGAUAACAUGAAUAAUCUUACGAGUGAUGUAAACACGUCUGAUAGUUCCAGUUAUGCACACACGUAUCUUGAAAACGAUAUAAGAAAUCUUGCUAGUAAUGUGAAUCCGUGUAGUCUUAUGAAUGUGAAUACGUACAUGGAAAAUGACGCCACAAGAAUGAGUACGCAACGUGAGUACGACACUACGUAUGUUAAUACGAGGGAUGCGAACACGAACCAUGAAUACAACACGCAUGAUCAAACGAGUGAUGUAUUGAGCAGUGACAGGCUGAACCAGUCUGAUAACUGUGAGCAAAAACAACGUGUCUUCUCUGAAACAUCCAAGCACCCUACCAACGCUCAGGAAACACUUGUAAUUGUUAGUGAACACCUGUCUGAUGUAUCACGUCAUCCCUCCACUACUGAACACCUGUCUGAUGUAUCACGUCAUCCCUCCACUACUGAACACCUGUCUGAUGUAUCACGUCAGUCCUCCACUACUGAACACCUGUCUGAUGUGUCACGUCAGCUCUCCACUACUGAACAACCGUAUGAUUUAUCACGUCAGUCCUCGACUACAUCUGAACACACGUCUGAUGUGUCACGUCAAUCCUCAACUACGUCUGAACACACGUCUGAUGUGUCACAUCAAUCUUCCACUACGUCUGAACACAUGACUGAUGCAUCAGGUCACACCACUAUGACUGAACAUGCGUCUGAUGUAUCACCUCAGACCUCCACUACGUCUGAUGUAUCACGUCAGACCUCAACCACGUCUGAACAUUCGUCUGAUGUAUCACGUCAGACCUCAACCACGUCUGAACAUUCGUCUGAUGUAUCACGUCAGACCUCCACCACGUCUGACGUAUCACGUCAGACCUCAAGCACGUCUGAACAUUCGUCUGAUGUAUCAUGUCAGACCUCCACUACGUCUGAUAUAUCACGUCAGACGUCCACCACGUCUGAACAUUCGUCUGAUGUAUCACGUCAGACCUCCAUUACGUCUGAUGUGUCACGUCAGACCUCCAACAUGUCUGAACAUUCGUCUGAUGUAUCACGUCAGACCUCCACUACGUCUGAUGUAUCACGUCAGACCUCCAGCGCAUCUGAACAUUCGUCUGGUUUGUCACGUCAGUCGUCGACUACUUCUGAACACCACUCUGAUGUUUCACGUCAGUCCUCCAUUACUGAAAACAUGUCUGAUAUUUCACGCCAGUCCUCCACUACAUCUGAACAUCCGUCUGAUAUAUCACAUCAGUCCUCCGGUAUCGGUUAUGACUUGGGAGAUAAGACCAGAUCUGUCUAUAGCACCGAGAAAGAAGAUUUUUUGCGAUCUGGCCAGCGCGAGGCUCCCAGACCCGUGUUCCCCAGAAAAAGCUCCGCCUGCGAACACUUCAGGGGUCGCAAAACCUCCUGCUGUUCGACAGUUACAACUCCUGAUAAUACCGAUGUAUCCCCAGGUGAGGUUUACGACAGGAGGCUUUCGACGUCCUCAGGUAUAUCGUCUCUGUCAGAAAACAGUGCAAGGAAGUUUUCCUCUUCCUCAGCGUCUUCGUGUGUGUCAGAUGACUGGGAGUGGUUCCCCGGUCGAAGGAAAAGUCUUAAGGUUCAGUCAGGUCUUCCAGAGCACAAGACUGUCAUUUCCUCCUCCACGGACUUUGGGGAAGGGUGCGAACUGCGCAGACUGUCCAGCUCUAGCGCUGCCUCCAUGCAGAGUUCGGGCAUAGGUUCCAUGUCUGGCACCUCGUCCGAGUCAAAUGCGAGUGAUGGACGAAAGUUUUCAGUUAAUUCAGGGGUUUCCUGUCUUUCCAAAAUUAAGGAGGAAACUAAAUCCGUCACCGACGUGGGCUUGAGCAUAUUCGAAUCCUUCGAGGAAAAGCGUCCCUCGAGCGAGUUUGAGCCUUCAGCUAAGGAAAUUUGUCAUAGUAUCACGCUUGACGGAAAGCGUCUUAGUCUUCCCCCUCCGGUGUGGCCCCGGGGGACUAUUCAUGAGGUGGCCAGCACCACUUGCCAGAAUGCUUCCUUCCUUUCAACACCCAGCUUUGAGCCACACCUUGCAAACGAAACCCCAGAAUUUCUUGUGAAGAGAGCAGAAAUACUGAAGACCACGGUGUCGCGGACGGAUUUGAUGCUUGACUUACCUUUGAUCUGUCCCUCCACUUGUCCUCUCAGGAGAAAGGAUUACCAGGGCAAACAUGGCUAUUACCACGCUAACGCAGGCGACGACAGCGCCCAUGAAGAUCACGCUCACGACGAUCUGAGCCACGACAUUAUCGCCAGCGACGAUCUAAUCCACGACGAUUGUUCCCGCAACGCUCAAGUCAGUAACAUUUCCAGCAACGUCGACGCUAAGGAAAGAAGGAAAUCUUUAAACUUUGUGCCCAGACUCCUGAAACCAAAACCCAAAGCAUCUCGCCUGAGAAGAUUAACUCUACACACGUUUGAAAACAUUGCCGAGCAGUGGAGGCAGCAGGCUGGACCUAACACAGUUGAUGAGUUGUGUAGCAAAACUGAAUCUUUUUCUAACUUAGUCAGAACAGAGUCUCCUUCACAGGACCUGAGCUGUGAAAUAGAAUUCAGACGCAACCUAGUACGCGACCUUGAAAAGCUAGAAGCAGAAAUAGAGGCCGAAGUGCAAGCUUUGGGGUCAGAGUGUACACAGACUAAAGAUGAUGAGGACUCCGUCUCCAUAAUAGUGGUGUUUGAUAGUAAUGAGACAGUAGCAUCGGCAGGUAGCAUGCCUCGCAGCGGCUCUGGCAACUCUGGUAAGGACGACGACGUCUCUAUUGAUUCAGACACCGAGGUUAUACACGCUCCCAAGGAGACCCUGCCAUCAAACUUACUUCAUUGUGAUAGACUCUGUUCCAGUGCUGACGACGAGCGAGCAGAUAGAUAUGAGUAUCCCAAGCAAGACACUGAAGAAAGUCCAAAUAAGAGUAAGCGGGAAAUCGUAUGUGAGACUGAUGUAUUCACUCUGCUGUCGGAUUCAAAGUCUCUUCCAGAUUUGCUGGAGACAAACAAGUUCAAGGUUCUGGAAGCUGCUACCCCCAGUGACGCCUCUGUCAAGAGACGAGGAAGCUUCAAGUCAGUCAAGAGUACAGAAACCAUAGUCAGCGUGGAGGAGAUUGUUCCUUGCAGCAACUACGAGUUUAGUGAAGUGACUUUCCCAGCCAUGGUGGGCUUCGAUGAGCUGGAGGAACAGGAGGUUAUUGAAAACUUCUCGGACGAAGACCUCGUCUCAGAUGCCGACUUCGAAGCCUUCUCAGAGACUGAGCACGACACAGACAUGGACAACCUCAACCUAGAGUUAUUUGAACCAAGUGUUACAGAUGACAAAGUCGACGGGAAGAUGUUGUCAAAAAGACAGAGAAAAUUAAGGAAGCUGAGAAGGAAAUUCAGCUUCAGUGCGACUGAAAAACAAUCUAAAGACAUCAAGGAUACAAUAACCACGUCUCUCAAGCGCUUCAAGAACGCAAAACACAAGAUAGAGAAGCUGGUCAACAAGACGUUAAGAAGUGACUCGCUAAUAUCCCAGUCCUCGGUGGAGUCCCUUCAUGGAUCCCCGUCCAUCCCAGUGGAGUCCAUCCUGCCAGGGGGCCACUCCUCCGUCACCAGCCAUAAGAAAAACUCCCUGGAACGCAGCGAUUCGUAUUCCUCCAAAACUUCGAUGAGUCGGAACUCUGGGACUCUGGAGUGCACGGACUCCAAGAGUUCAGAUCGUUGUGGGUCUGUAGGGGGCGUUUCUCGCAACACCUCUCAGUCCUCGGACAGUCCUUGGGACAAGGGGGACUCUGGCCACCAGGACGGUCAUGAGUCCAUUUACUCCUGGUCAGAUGCUGAUAGUGACUUCGAGUACGUGGCCGGGGAGCCUCCCAACGCGGCGGCCAUGUACAAGGAAGUGUGCGGAGUGAACACCAGUGAGAAAGUUUGUCCACUCACGCCACUGCCCACUCCCUACGGCCAGCAUCUCCUGAUCCACACUAAAGAUCGGGAGGUCCGUGACUGCCACCGCUCCAGCAAUGCCUUCCGCUCGGACAAGAUGCCGCUGGCCACCUGGGAGCCCUUCUUCUGUGUGCUCCUACAGGAUGAAACUACCUUCACCGCCUACCGUUCAGAGGAGAUGGCUGUGAUCCCAGGCACGCCCAUCCGCCCACGACCCCACAAGCUGAUCGGGGACUCCCUCUUCUACGACCUGCCUCGCAUGCGUCUUGACGGAGGUGCUCGUGCGUUCAGGAGACGCUGGGGGUACGAGCUGACUCCUCCACCCACGCUGGUGGAGGAGGAGGAGGAGAACGACGAGGAUCCAUACUCCAUCCUCCACGACGACGACAACCUCAGCUUCGGCGAGACCAGGUCACUCAGGGACGACUACCUCUUCCACUCUUCUCAAGACACGUCAUAUGAGAAGGCGUGUGGGUCGGACAGGCGUGGGUCGGCCCCUGCCACGCCCAUCCUCGGGGCACGACCCCCAGACUCCACACCCAACCGACUCGUGAACUUCUUCAGCAAGAGGUCAUUUAAGAGUAACCCUCUGAAGAGGACCAAGUCUGUCACAAAGUUAGAGAGGACCAAGCGAGGUGGGCGUGGAGGUGUGGGUGGUUUGUUGGAGCCUGACCCCCUCAGUCUGGGUUCCUCAGCACGGCUGAGAUCUUCACGCUCACACGAGUCCCUCUUAUCUAGUCAUAACAUGAUGAACACACUCGACCUGGCUGCUGGUGAGGUGACCAUCAAACCACUUCAUGCCAGUGUGCUGGGCCAGGAGCAUUGCUUCCAGGUGACUUCCCCAACUGGCACCCGCUACUUUAGUUGCAGAACUGCUGAUGAAAGAGACAGAUGGGUUGACUCCCUCCGCAAAGCUGUCAACCCUAAUUAUGAUAGUAUUCGGAGAACAGAGAAUUCUAUAAAAAUAUUUAUCCUGGAAGCUAAAGGUGUUAGUAAUAAGAAAAGAUACUUUUGUGAGCUGCUUCUAGACACCUCCUUAUAUGCACGUACAUCGAGCAAACAAAAGAUUGACAUGUGCUUCUGGGGAGAGCAGUUUGAGUUCAGCAGUCUGCCUUCUGUCGAGACAAUUAGUGUUGCUCUUUAUAGAGAAGGAGAGAAAAAGAGAAAAAAGGAGAAGAAUAUUUUGGUUGGGACAGUGAAUAUACCAGUAGCCAAUGUGACAAGUCGCUGUCAUAUUGAGAAGUGGUACCAAGUACAAAAUGACAACAGGGCACCAAGUAAAGAUAAUGCAGCACUCAGAAUCAAGUGCAAAUUUCAGUCAAUUGAUAUUCUUCCAGUUGAACUUUAUUCAGAUUUCCUCCAGUAUGUGAAGGCAAACUACAGCUUGAUCUGUGAACUACUGGAACCAGUCAUUAGUGUAAAAGCCAAAGAGGACAUUGCAACAGCAUUAAUUCAUAUCAUGCAGAGAGAGGGAAUAGCAAGAAACUUUUUGGCUGACCUUGUCAUGAUGGAGAUUGAGAGAAUAGAUGAUUCUCAUCUGUUGUUCCGUGGUAAUUCAUUGGCAACAAAAGCCAUGGAGGCAUUCAUGAAACUGGUGGGCACCAAGUACUUGCUUGAUACCCUGAGGCAGGUCAUCAACAAGGUUGUAGAAGCUGGACUUGACUGUGAAGUUGAUCCCAUGAAAGUACCUCAGAUAUCAUCACUUCAAAAGCAACAGGAAAACCUCUUAUCUAUUGUACGGAUGACAUGGUCUCGAAUCCUUAACUCUCAUCCAUUUUUCCCCCUGGAGCUUCGGGACUGUUUCUGCAUGUAUCGGGAGCGUUUAGCCACCAUCGGCAAGCAAAACCUUAGUGAUAACUUGAUAUCAGCAUCCAUUUUUUUAAGAUUUCUGUGUCCUGCAAUCCUUUCACCUUCACUUUUUAAUAUCACACAAGAAUAUCCAGAUGAAAGAACCUCUAGAAAUCUUACUCUUAUUGCCAAAACUCUUCAGACUCUUGCAAACUUUACAAAAUUUCAAGGCAAGGAAAAUUUUAUGGAAUUUAUGAAUGAAUUCAUUGAGUUAGAGCAGGCUCAGAUGAAAUCAUUUUUGAAGCAGAUCUCAAGUCCAGCAACUCAUGACCACAGAGCACUUGAAUAUGACAAAGACAUUGAUAUAGGUAAAGAGUUGUCUUUAUUACAUACCUUCCUCAGUGAAGCUCUUAGAAAGCUGUCAACAUCCACUUCCAAAACCAACAUAAGUGUAUCUCAGCAGCGUUUCCUAGACAAGCUACGUCAAAUACUCGACGAGAUCAGUGUUGCUCAAACUCAACCAAAUAUAAAUAUUGUGCAACGACUCUCAUCUCGCAAUACACCUGAGACGCCAAUUUCAGGUCCAGCACCUACCCCUGAUAAUGGAAGAAUGGAAGAUAGACUUGGCUAUCAGUCUCUUCAGAGAAAUAUUUUCCGUUAUAAUGAUCCUACUGUCAGUGACGAUUAUCGACCAGUUCCUCCUCCACCUGUAAAUCAUCUCCAGCCUCCUCCAGAUACUCCAUCCACUCCACGCCCAUCUACUUUGCCAAGAAAUACAUAUCUGAUGGGCUCAGCUCGCAAGCCAGCCAUUGACCUCAACACAGCCGAUGACUAUGUUCUUUUCUCUGCCUUGGAACAUGAUGGAAAACCCAGAGAGCCUAAUGCUAUUGGUCAUAGCUACAGUUACAGUCACCUUGCCCCUGGCCCAGUUCAAAAUGCAUCUUCUCCAGUUCAUAACCACAGCCAUCACCAUCACUUCCACAAUCAUGCAGCAUGGUUCAAUAAUAGGCAAGUUUUCAAUGGUCACUCACAAAUAAAUGGCCAUGGCCAAGUUCAUCAAAAUGGUCAUACGGUGUCAAAUGGAAAUCCCGAGGAGCCUUUGGACAUUAGCCAUGAGGAAAAUGAUCGAAAUUCGACAGGAGAAACUGAAACAAAUAUGAAGGGCUCACAAACUUCGAUCUCUCAGUUAUCUAAUGUAGCAUCUUCAGGAUAUCAAAGUUUUGCAUACAGUCAAUCCUCUAGUCCAGUGGAUCCAUCAAUAACUCACCAUGAUGCUGCAAAUAACAAUAACAGUAAUAAUAAUGCAGCAGUGAACAGUUGCAGUAGCAGUAACAACAGUGGUGGAAUGCAUGCAUCACCCCAUAUGACCCCACAGCUGGCAGCUCCUUUGGCUUUCAACAACCCCAUGUAUCAUCUCAAUGCUACUACUAGCUCUCCUCGACCUGUUCCACAUCGUGGAAUUCAUCUAACUCACCAUCACCACCACCAUCAUCUUCACCAGAAUGCACAACAGCAGCAAAGCCCAGUGAGCUCUUCACUCAGUUCUGCUCACAGUGUUGAGGACUUGCCAUCUGCCCCAACACUGGCUCCUAGUUUACCUUCAGCACGUGCUCCCCAGCGCACCCAUUCAUCUUCUAGUGAAGAUAGUACAUCGCUAGCAUGCACCCCACCAUUAGAGCAACGGGCAUUCAAAUCUGGUGCACCUAGAACCAAUCCUCGAUGUUUACCUCCUGGAUGGGGUCAGCCAACUAUAGUGCCUGGUGUAACACCUGAUCACCACCAUUCUACAUCAGAUCUGUUGGGAGGGGCACAGUGUCGUAGAACGAAAGUGAGUCGUCGGCAGUCAGCAGAAGUUGGUAGUGGGAGACGACAACGAUACCAGUAUGAUAGUGAUUCUUCAAGUGAUGAGCAGCAGCCGCCCCCUGCUCGCUUGCGUCCAACUCGUGCAAACCACCGGGUGUCGGAGACCAAAACUCUUGAUGAGUAUGAGCAAGAAAUCCUUGCACUUCGUACUGCCAUGGAGGAAAUGCAUCAUAAGUUGGUUGCUGCAGAUGAACACAUACAGGUUCGUUCUGGUGGUCCUGAAGCCUCUUCUGAGGUUGUUUCGUCUGCCCUACCCCAUGAAUCCCAUGCUCUUCACCACUCUGGUAACCUGAGCAGUAGUCCAGUUCAGCCAUCAGCUCACCUCCAACAUAAUAGGCACAACCACAAAAAUCCCCAAUAUCCACAACCUCAACAGAUGAAUGAUUCGGAGGGUCAGGGAACUCAGAUGAGAGAGCUGCUUCAAAAGCUACAAGAACAGUUUCGAAAGGAGCAAAUGAAAAUGACAGAACUGAUGUCAGAAAAAGAUGCAGUAAUACAAGCACAGGAAGACAGGAUCAACGCGCUGGAUCGCACCAAUACACAACUUCUUAUGGCUCUCGAGCAGAUCAGGGAGUUGAAGCUGAGAGAACAAAUAGACUCACAGCUGGGGCCUCAGGAAGUCAGUCAGUUGUCAGACACAAGUGACUACAAGAGUAGCUCCUGUUGAACUUCUGACUAGCAAUCACAUUGUACUGGAACCUUUAUUGAAGGACUCCAUUAACAAUGAACACUCAUUUUUCAUAUCAAAGAAUUUCUUGCAAAUUACUAGUAUUGGCCAUGACAAUUUUUUUUUAAAAAAUAGUGUUCAAUGCUGGUAUACAGAGAAGACAUUUUUGUAUCAGUCCACUGCUGAUACUGAAUAAUGGUGAAUGCUGUACACAUCUCCUGAUGAUAAAUGUUCCCCAUUUUCCUCCAUAUCACAUGCUGCCUAAACUUGUGUAUGCUGUGUGGACUUUUUUUUUUUUUUUUUUUUUAUUGAACCCUGUGCAUCAUCUAGUUUUGUAGAUUAUGUAGUAAAGCUAUAAGCUGGUCAGGUAUUACAUACUGUAUAUUUUGAAUUAUUUUAAUAGUGAUUAAAGUUAUAAUAACUUGUAAAUCUGACUUCAUUCAUCUUCAAUAUAUUUUUGAACGCUAAUAAGCCAAGUCAGAUAUCAUCAAAUACAAAUCAUAAGGCUUUGCAGCAUGUAAUUUUUUUUUAAUACCUGUAAUACAGAAUCAUUACUUUUUAAUUAAAUAGUAUUCCAGAUCUGUAAUUGUGCAGGAGCUGGCUUGUAGUCUAAAGUUUUCCAGGAUACUGUAUUUUGAUGUCAAAGACAAGCAGCCUGGAUAAACUAGUUUCUUGUUAACCAGCUACUCAGGACCUGCAUGAUCCAGGUACUGGUGCAUUUCUUUGGUAUACAUCAGUUACCAAGUCCCAUAGCCAAUGCUGCCUUACUGUUGGUAUUACUAUUGUCAUCACAAAGAAUGGUUUCCAGAAUUACGGUAAUUGUGAAAACUCAAUAUUUAUAUUGAAAAGAACCCCUGAGAAUAACUUUUAAUAGAUUAUAAAUACAUCUGUUUCUAAUUUUGCCAGCUGUGUUUCCUACUUAGAGUUUACUGUAAUUCCAUUCUGUGUGGUUACCCAUAUUUUGCCUUGCUCACUAUUUUCCUGUGCACAAAUAUCAUGCAAGGCUGAUACUGUCAGUUGAUAUAUCAACUUUAGCACCUCAAUUCUUCUCAAUAUUCUUUUUGUUGUCUGGUCUGUACCUUUAUAAUACAGUAUAUAUAAUCAUUGCCUCAUUACAGGAGGCAUUUCUAACCAAAGAUUCACAUUUAUAUGUUUGGAUAUAGAUAUAUAAUUUUUAUUAUUGCUAGCAGUUCAUCUAUGUCACACCAAGGGCUUUAAAUACUGAAAAUAUAUUUUGAGUAAGAAUGGCAAAUCACUGAAGUCAUGGAGCGAGGCAGUAUAUACAAGUUAUAGUAGUAGUUACUGUCUUCAAUACCAUGAAUAUGCAUUAGCCCAUUCCAAAAAAAUUACAUUUUUUUUUCUUGUAUAUGGCAGAUGUACUCUAUUUGUUUCAGAGUGUAUUUAUUUGAUUUAGUAUUUGAGUGGCAGAAUGCUAUUCUGUAAAAUGUAUAUAAUGUAAAUUUUAUAAAUUAUGUACACUGUUUGGUACCUGUUUCAUGAUCCUCGUGCACAUUAUGUUGUCUCAUUUAGACACGACUUAGGUUAUCAUGUAAAUAAAGGUGUGAAAAUAAAUAUAUGUGCUAA
Messenger RNA from Cherax quadricarinatus, 13133 nucleotides. RefSeq lists its product as uncharacterized. Lineage: Eukaryota; Metazoa; Arthropoda; Malacostraca; Decapoda; Parastacidae. The record is from RefSeq and is a predicted model, not a curated record. Gene Ontology annotation, biological process: regulation of GTPase activity.